Molecule: messenger RNA, 3156 nt
Organism: Zygosaccharomyces rouxii
Lineage: Eukaryota; Fungi; Ascomycota; Saccharomycetes; Saccharomycetales; Saccharomycetaceae
Gene: PEX1
Product: AAA family ATPase peroxin 1
Exons: 1
Coding region: 1-3156 (1051 amino acids)
Biological process (GO): protein import into peroxisome matrix
Cellular component (GO): peroxisomal membrane; peroxisome; cytosol
Molecular function (GO): ATP binding; ATP hydrolysis activity
Source: RefSeq, a predicted model, not a curated record
AUGACCGCAUCUAAAGCUGGUGAACUUCAUUUCUCCGGUAUAAGGGUCGUAUCUGCCAAUGAUAUCAAGGGAAAUUUCGUUCGAUUGCCCAGUUCCAUAGUACAAACAUUAGAAUCUACAGGUAUUUCCAUACAAGAGUUUGGUAUCAGUAUCGUUAGAGAAAGUAAAGAAAUCCUACACACUGGAUGGGAUGGAUACGAAUCACAGGGAUAUGCUAAUGGGCAAUCUACCAUUGAUAUAAAUCCUAUUUUGGCCAGAGAAUUUGGAUUAGUGAUGGGUUCUCUAGUGGAUUUGACUAUUUGUAAAUAUGGAGCUAGUCAGACUGCUACUGAGGUCCAUGUAGAGCCAGAGAGUAGUGACGAUUGGGAAAUUAUCGAGAGUAAUUCAAUGUUUUUCCAAGAUGAAAUUUUACACCAGACGAGGAUAGUCACUGUAGGGGAAGUGUUGAUAUGUUAUAUAGAUAAUGUGGUAUCGAAGUUCAGAAUUAACAGAAUAUUUCCAGAAACUCUAAAGUCAGCAAGAAUCAAUACUGGUUCUUUGAUUGUUAUAGCUCCGAGAGAGAACAGAGCUAGACAUCCAGUGGAAAAUGUUAAAGCCAGAGAAUUGAACAAACCAAUGGAUACCGUAGCUAGAUUGAGGAGAACCAUUAUCACUACUGAUAGUACGGAAUUACAAGGCUUACAAGCAAGGGUUCAUCCUGGUGAGUUAGAAUCUGAAUACGCAUUAGUCUCUAUUCUUUACAAUUCUCUUGACAUGAAGCAUCUUCAGGCGCUUAAGAAAGCAUCUGGCAAAUAUGCAAGUGAUAUUGCAUGUACAGUGGCAAUAGACGGUACGGUACCGUCUGGUCACAUAAUGCUUUCGCCACUGGUAUGGGAUUGUCUCUGUACUGCUCCUGAAAAUGGGAUCAAACUGAAGAUAGAAUUUUGUCUUGGUCAGAAUUUCGCAAAUGAUUCUUCAAAUUCUGUGAAAGUAUUGGUGAAAUCUCUAGUAAGUGAAGAAGAAGCCGCUAAAAGGGAUAAACGUCGAGUGCUACAUUCUUCCAAUUUGCAAAAGGGACCCUCACAGACCAUCCUUGAUCUAAUGGGCAAAUUACAGACAACUGUCCUAACUCAUAAAAUGAUUUUUGCAAAGGAAAAUGUAACCAUUGAAUUGCUUGUAGAAAAUAGUGGUAAGCAUCCCAUAAUAACAGAUUUUAAUGAGAAUCCAAUUGGUGAUAAUUGGCAAUACUUGCCAUUGGAAGAAGUAAAAUUACCCCUCAAUGAAUUAAAUUAUAAAUUAGAAGGAAGUACUUUUGUCAAGAAAUCUAUGGAGUUAGAUAGCCUUGUAACCACCGAUCUCAUCAAGCAAUUGUCCAAUUUUUUGACAUUGCCAGUAACUCCCUCCAGUUGUGCAAUGUUAGAAGGUGGAAGUGGUAUGGGUAAGACUACGUUAUUGCAACAAUUAGCUAAGGAACUUAUACUAAAACAUGGGAAAUAUGUGAAAUAUGUGGAUUGUGAUUCUCUAAUGGAAUCAUCGAAUUUGACUCGUAUGAAACAGUUUUUACAGGACUGUUGUUCUCUCUGCUAUUGGCACGGCCCUUCCGUACUAUUGUUGGAUAAUGCUAGCACGUUGUUCCCCAACAUGAAAUCAGAGGAUCCCCAACAACAGGCACAAUUGCAAAGAGGUGGCCCCACAUCUACUAAACUGGCAAUGACUCUAAUUCAUGGCAUCCAAAUGAUUUCAAGAAAGAAUUCUGAGGCUGUUCGUGUAGUUAUUUGUGAUAAGAAUAAGCAUGAAUUGAAUGGAAGCUUUUUCGAUAAACAUUUUGUUAGUGAAACCUUCAAGAUCAAGGCGCUAGAUACUGAUGGUAGAACUAAUAUGAUUCAAUUUUUUAUCAAAAAGACUCAUACGGAGUUAGCUGACGACUUACAAUUUCGUGAUAUAGCAUUGGAGACAGAGGGAUAUUCACCUCUAGAUCUUGAGUUAUUAGUGGAAAAGAUGUUUUACAAUCUGACAAUUCUUCAAAGUCAUCAAAAUUCUGAGGGAUUGCUUGACAAAAAGUUAUUUCAAGAGACCUUAAAGAGUUUUACUCCGUCUUCAUUACAAGGCGUUAAAUUGACAAAGAGUACAGGCGUAAAAUGGGACGAUAUUGGAGCUCUGAAAGCACCAAAGCGAUUGCUUUUGGAAACAUUGGAGUGGCCGGUUAAGUAUGCGCCCAUUUUUGCCAACUGUCCCCUACAACUACGUUCAGGUGUUCUAUUAUAUGGAUACCCAGGCUGUGGUAAGACUCUGUUGGCAAGCGCAGUGGCUCAACAAUGUGGUCUUAACUUUAUUACUGUCAAAGGUCCAGAAAUCUUAGAUAAAUACAUUGGCGCCAGUGAGCAAAAUGUGCGUGAAUUGUUUGAAAGAGCCCAAAGUGUUAAACCUUGUAUUUUAUUCUUUGAUGAAUUUGACUCCAUUGCCCCCAAAAGAGGCCAUGAUUCUACUGGUGUUACUGACCGAAUCGUUAAUCAACUUUUAACCCAAAUGGAUGGUGUAGAAGGUCUCGAUGGUGUCUAUGUGUUAGCGGCAACGAGCAGGCCGGACCUGAUCGACCCUGCACUACUUAGACCUGGUAGAAUCGACAAAAGUGUGUUGUGCAAUAUACCCAGUUUAGUAGAUCGUCAUGAUAUUUUAAGGGCUAUAACUUCCAAGAUGGAUAUCUUACAGGGAACAGAUUUGUAUCCAGUUGCACAACAAACAGAGGGACAUACAGGUGCAGAUUUACAAGGUUUAUGUUACAGCGCAUAUUUGAAAGCAGUACACAGAGAGUUAGAUGAGCAUGAAAAAUCACAAGAAGCUGAUCAAAAUCAGGACAAAGAUUCAACUCAAGAUAUAGUUCAUUCGGUGAUAAAUGGCGGGGAUCCGUCCUCUUUGUUACAGAAUGUACGGUUAUUCACCUCGAAGCAGAAUAGUGACUUACAGUAUGGUAAAGGGACCACAGAUCAAAAAUUACCUAAACCAAAGAUAUCCUUGAAAGACCUCCUGGAUGCCGCUAAAGAGACUAAAUCAAGCAUUUCCACGCACGAGUUAUACAAAUUACGGUCCAUCUAUGACCGUUUCCAAGACAACCGUGAUGGGCAGAUGCCCAACGGCGAGGGUUCCGUGGAAACCGGUACAAGAACCAGCUUAGCAUGA